Molecule: messenger RNA, 1286 nt
Organism: Polypterus senegalus (gray bichir)
Lineage: Eukaryota; Metazoa; Chordata; Cladistia; Polypteriformes; Polypteridae
Product: granzyme A-like
Exons: 5
Coding region: 68-817 (249 amino acids)
Biological process (GO): proteolysis
Molecular function (GO): serine-type endopeptidase activity
Source: RefSeq, a predicted model, not a curated record
CGCAUCUUGUUUACCAGAGUAUAAAAUAGUGAUGCUGGCACACCAUAGUGCACAUCAGACCUGAAUCAUGACGUUCCUGACCAUAAUCACCAUUUCUGCUGUUCCUCUCCUCUUACUCAGUUGUGGAGGGAUGUGUGAGAAGAUAAUUGGAGGUAGAGAGGUUGCACCACAUUCGAGACCUUACAUGGUCUAUCUUAGUGCCGACUGUGGAGGUGCUCUGAUUAAGGAGAACUGGGUCCUGACAGCAGCACACUGUCACAGAAAUGGAUUUGUGCAGGCAAUACUUGGAGCUCAUUCCCUUAAUGGAAAUGAAAAGGGACAGCAAAUAAUUGAAGUAGAAGAGCAAGUGGUCCAUAAACACUAUGACAACUCAAACUAUGCCAAUGACAUCAUGCUGGUAAAGCUGAGCAAGAAAGCCACCAUCAAUCAGUAUGUGCAGAUGCUUCCACUGCCUACCAGUGAGGUGGACCCCCCAGCAGGUACCAGCUGCAGGAUCACAGGAUGGGGGAGAACUGAAUAUCACGGGAAACCAGCCGAUACACUUCAAGAAGUCACUGUCAAGGUUAUAAGCAGACAAGAAUGUAAUAGAAGAGAUUCUUACAAUGGGAAACUAACACCAAGCAUGAUGUGUGCUGGAGAACGCAAUGGAAGAAAGGAUGUCUGUACUGGUGAUUCAGGAGGUCCGCUUAUAUGUAAUGAGAUUUACACAGGCAUUGUUUCCUUUGGUGUUGAAUGUGGGAAAAGAAACUUUCCAGGAGUCUAUACUCGCCUCACUGAUGAUUAUCUACACUGGAUCAAGAGAGUAACACAAUACUGAAUGAUUUUGUUGUUUUCGUGUUACAAUUGCAGGAAGUGCUAUUUUUUUCUUUUAGUUUAUGCAACAGAUUUCAGAGUCACAAAAUAAUUUUAUUUGAACAUAAUUAAACAGUAUUUUACACUGCUGCAUGAUACACUUCAGUGAAUUGAUCCAUCUUACUUCACAUCUACACAAAGACUGUAUUUAUACUGUGACAUAGUGCUUAAGUUGACAUUCUCUGUAAGUUAUGCCUAAGAAUUAAGACCAGAACAAAUUAAUUUAGAAAAAAAAAUAACUCAAUAAAAUUUGAAAGAUAUUAAAAUGUUUUAUAAAGGAUACUGAAAAAUGUCCAACUACUGUUAAAAUAAAACUAAAAAUUAGACGUGAGACCAUACAAAUAUCUCACAAUACAACUCAUAAUGUGAUUGAAGCUUCACAAUAAUGGAAUACUGUUUGUGCCAAAAUAAAAUGUAAUUUAUUUAUUUGAUAA